Messenger RNA from Drosophila pseudoobscura, 988 nucleotides. RefSeq names its product Ribose-5-phosphate isomerase (gene Rpi). The transcript has a single exon. The record is from RefSeq and is a predicted model, not a curated record. Gene Ontology annotation, molecular function: ribose-5-phosphate isomerase activity. Lineage: Eukaryota; Metazoa; Arthropoda; Insecta; Diptera; Drosophilidae. Gene Ontology annotation, cellular component: intracellular membrane-bounded organelle. Gene Ontology annotation, biological process: pentose-phosphate shunt, non-oxidative branch; D-ribose metabolic process. The coding region runs from base 62 to 889 and encodes 275 amino acids.
UCAUCGGUAUAUCGUCCCACGACAUUUGACAUUGAAGUUUUUAAACCACUAACAUCACCACAUGUUAUUGGGUUUACUUCGUCGGGGUUUAUCGCAACCACAUUUCAAUCAACAUUUUUUGAACGCGCAGCAGCUUUUAUUGGGUGCACAGACAAGGAACAUGGGCGACGAGAUUUCAUUGGACGAGGCCAAAAAGAAGGCCGCACGCACGGCCGUGGACGAGUGGGUGAAGGAGGACACAAAAAUUGUAGGGAUUGGAAGCGGCUCGACGGUCGUGUACGCGGUUCAGCGCAUUGCAGAGCGUGUCUGGAAGGAUGGCGAGCUGACGGACCUGAUCUGUGUGCCCUCGUCCUACCAGGCCCAGCAUCUGAUCUUGGACUACAAUCUAAACUUGGGCUCGGUGGAUCGCAAUCCCAUCAUCGAUGUGGCCAUCGACGGGGCCGACGAGGUGGACUCGAAUAUGGUAUUGAUCAAAGGCGGCGGUGGCUGCUUGCUGCAGGAGAAGGUUGUUGCCGCCUGCUCCAAAAAGUUCAUUGUGGUGGCCGACUACACGAAGAAAUCGUUGCAUCUGGGCGAGCAAUGGUGCAGGGGCGUUCCAAUUGAGGUUGCGCCCAUGGCCCAAGUUCCCAUAAAGCUGCAGAUCGAGGCCAUGUUUGGUGGCGAGGUCGUACUGCGCAUGGCAAAGGUAAAGGCUGGACCCAUUAUAACCGAUAAUGGCAAUUUUCUGCUCGACUGGAAGUUCGUUGGCAAGCGAGAGUACAACUGGGAUGAAGUGAAUCGCACCAUCACCAUGAUCCCAGGCGUCUUGGAGACUGGACUCUUCGUUGACAUGGCCCACAAGUGCUACUUCGGCAUGGCCGAUGGCAGUGUUAAGGCUCAGUCCAAGUAAAUCUCGUACUAUAUUUCUAUUUUCACAGGGAUUCGUUUAAAAUUAAAUGUUGGCCAUUAAUAAAGGAAUGUGCAUCUUGCAUUUAUCUACGUAUGUAUA